AGAGAAACAGGACAAUGAGAAGUUAGAUACGAACUUCAGCCACAGAGCACAACAACAAGGAGAACAUUAAGACCAUCAUACAAGCAAAAGACAAUGAACAGCAAAGUUACUCUCGCCGUCUUGACUCUCUUUGCACUUUAUGUGGCUUCCACCCAAGCUGCAUCUCUCAGACACGCAGGAGUGAGCUUGCGCUGUCAAUGCAUUAAUACAAUUUCCAAAUUCAUCCAUCCAAAACACAUGGAGAAUGUUGAAAUUAUUCCAAGUGGCCCACACUGUUCAAAUGUUGAAAUCAUUGCAAUUCUUAAAAAUGGUUCUCCAGUGUGUCUGAAUCCUGAAGCCAUUUGGGUGAAGAAGAUCAUUGAGCUGAUGACCAAACAUUCCAAGACUGAUGACGCUCAGUAGGAGGACCUCAAUGGCUGAGUGCCAAGAAGGUGACACCCGUUCACAAUGAGACUCUGUACUAACUCCGACAUUUACAGAUUUUUAACCAUCAUGUUCAAGCCUGUCGUAAACUUGUAACAUCGCGGGACUGUCUGACUGAUGUAAAGCAAUGUAUUUACAAUCAAUCACAAAGUGGAAGAGGCCACUCUGCCCAUCUCGCUCAGUAUUCCAUAGAAAACUAUGACAACCUCCCACAACUGUUAAGACUUUUUUGUUUGUAUUUAUCUUUUUAUUAAUUUAUUUGACAGUUUUAUCACUUAAGAAUUGAAUGAGGCACUUAAAAUUUCUGUGCAAGGUCUGUAGACGUCACAAAGGAAUUCAAUAUUCUUUAAAAAAAACAAUUUUAUCUCCAAGGGUUCUGCAAAUUUACUGUCUAAGUUUCUGACAAGAGAAUGUGAUAACCCCCAUUGGAAUUCAAGGCCUCGAUCUUCUCUUCAUUGAGAUUUCAUUCAUCUAUACCAUCGUGCCAAGAGACUAGACAUGGGGCAAAAUUUUUCGCGAGGUAGGCAGGUGCGCACCUGACCCAACCGAGCAUAAAAUGACGUGUGACCUUUCUGUCAGCGGGCACAUGUCGGAGUUGGCAGCACGCCCACCAUCAAUUAAAAGGCCUGUUAAGGCCAUUAAAAAGUUCAUUGAAAUAAAUUUUUCGCCAAGCGGCCAUAGCACAUUUUUGCAAACCUCAUCCACGGAUGGGAUGAGCUUUCCAAAAGCAAAUAAAAAUAAAAUAAAAACUUUAAUUUUUCAUUCAUACUAUGUCCCUGCUCAGGUAACCGAGUCAUAUGAGGGGACAUGUUUCAUUACAUUUACCAUUACAUUUCUAUUAUACCCUUAAUUGGCCGGCCAGCGUGAAAUGGUUUCUGGGCCUGAUCGUGGGUGUGGUCGGCUUCCCAAACACCCCCACCUGCCCCCGCCCCAAGCCCGCACACCAAGGGCAAAAUUCUGCCAAUGCAGUUAAAUUACUGGACAGUGUAGACGGUACAACUUUGAUCCUGUUUUCAUAUUGCUAUACACUUGCUGCCAGAUUAACGUGUCAGAGUGUAGUUACUCACUGGAAAUGAAGCUCACAAUUUUGACAUGGCAUUUUGUCAGUAUUGUAAUUUUGAUUUUUAUUGUAAUGUAUUUGAGUUGCAAUUUAUUUAUUCUCAUUGAUAUUUAUGCUGUCCUAAAAAUGUUUAAUUCCCUAUGUAUUUAUGUUUUGCCAUGAAAGCAUUUGGUAAAUUUGUUAACACGAAAAUCUUUGUAUGAGGAAAUAAUCUGUAACUUAUAUUUAUUGUAAAUUGAUAAGACAUUUUUAUUUAAAUAAAGCAAGUAUUAUCUUCUA
Carcharodon carcharias (great white shark) is the source of this 1762-nucleotide messenger RNA. Its product is annotated as interleukin-8-like. The record is from RefSeq and is a predicted model, not a curated record. Gene Ontology annotation, biological process: chemokine-mediated signaling pathway; antimicrobial humoral immune response mediated by antimicrobial peptide; neutrophil chemotaxis. Gene Ontology annotation, molecular function: chemokine activity; CXCR chemokine receptor binding. The transcript has 4 exons. Lineage: Eukaryota; Metazoa; Chordata; Chondrichthyes; Lamniformes; Lamnidae. Bases 94 to 402 code for a protein of 102 amino acids. Gene Ontology annotation, cellular component: extracellular region.